AUUCCACAUUUUGUCAGUAAACAAAUCCUCUAUUAUCCUCUACCAUUCAUUACCUUGCAUUGCAAGCAAUUCCCUUAGCUGAAUUCUCUUAUUCAUCAUGCCAACCCUUGUUCAAUUCUUGAUACUAGUUUUACUAUUGUUCAAUUUUGUGUCAGUUUUAUCCCAAGUUAACCAGUUCUUGUAUGCAGGAUUCAAGGAUGUUGGUCCCAACAAUCUUACCUUGAAUGGUUUUGCAGAGAUAGAGAAAAAUGGGAUGAUAAGAUUAACAAAUCACACAAACAAUGAAAUGGGCCAUGCUUUUUACUCAUUACCUUUUCAGCUAAGGAACUCGACAACUCGUAAAGCUUACUCAUUUUCUUCAUCUUUUGCUCUUGCUGUUGUCCCUGAGUAUCCUAAUAUAGGUGGUCAUGGCAUGGCUUUCACAAUAGCAACUACUAAGGAUCUCGAAGGUUCGCCUCUUCAGUAUCUUGGUCUUUUCAAUUCGAGUAAUGUUGGUAAUUUUUCGAACCAUCUUUUUGCUGUUGAAUUUGACACUGUCUUAGACUUUGGGUUUGAUGAUAUUAAUGAUAACCAUGUUGGUAUAGACAUCAAUGGUUUGAAAUCCAAAGCAUAUGUUACUGCUGGCUAUUAUAUUGAUAAUGAUUCAACCAAACAACAACAUCUUGAUAUCAAAAGUGGGAAACCAAUUCUAGCUUGGGUUGAUUAUGAUUCUUCAAUAAAUCUUGUUAGUGUUACACUUUCUCCAACUUCAACAAAACCAAAAAAACCAACUUUGUCCUUUCAUACCGAUCUAUCGCCUAUUUUUCAUGAUACUAUGUAUGUUGGAUUCUCUGCAUCAACUGGUUUACAGCUUGCUAGCUCUCAUUACAUCUUGGGUUGGAGCUUUAAAAUCAACGGACCGGCACCACCACUUGAUUUGUCUUCACUCCCACAACCUCCUCGACCAAAGAAGAAAAAAACUUCUAUGAUAAUCAGUGUUUCGGUCACAGUUUUUUUUGUUGUAUUGUGUUCAAUAGCAAUUGGUAUUUACAUUUUUAGAAAAAUCAAGAAUGCUGAUGUAAUAGAACCAUGGGAGCUUGAAGUUGGGCCACAUAGAUACUCCUAUCAAGAGCUCAACAAAGCUACAAAAGGUUUCAAGGAGAAAGAGCUACUUGGGCAGGGUGGUUUUGGAAGAGUUUACAAAGGGACAUUGCCAGAUUCAAAUAUUCAAGUAGCUGUUAAGAGAUUUUCACAUGAAUCAAAACAAGGGCUUAGGGAAUUCGUGUCUGAAAUCGCCAGCAUAGGCCGGCUUCGUCACAGGAAUUUAGUUCAGCUACUUGGAUGGUGUCGCUGCAAAGGCGACCUGCUACUUGUGUAUGACUUCAUGGCUAAUGGAAGCUUAGAUAAGUACUUGUUUGAAAACACAGAAAUUGUGUUAAGUUGGGAACAAAGGUUCAAGAUAAUAAAGGGUGUUGCUUCAGGCCUUUUGUAUCUACAUGAAGGCUAUGAGCAAGUUGUAAUACACAGAGAUGUUAAGGCUAGCAAUGUUCUUUUAGACUUUGAACUCAACGGAAGAUUAGGUGAUUUUGGUUUGGCAAGGUUAUAUGAACACGGUGCUAAUCCAGGGACCACAAGAGUGGUGGGAACCUUAGGCUAUUUGGCACCGGAAUUACCUAGAACAGGAAGAGCAUCAACGAGUUCAGACGUUUUUGCAUUUGGUGCACUUCUGCUUGAGGUAGCUUGUGGGAGAAGGCCUAUUGAGCCUAAGGCAUUGCAAGAAGAGUUAGUGUUGGUGGAUUGGGUGUGGGAAAAGUACAAAGAAGGAAGAAUACUUGAAGUAGUGGAUCGUAAAUUGAAUCGAAAUUUUGAUGAAAGUGAGGUAGUGCUUGUGUUGAAAUUAGGAUUGUUAUGUUCAAAUGAUGUUCCUUUUGUUAGACCUAGCAUGAGACAAGUGAUGAGGAUUUUGGAUGGAGAAGUUGAGUUGCCUGAUGAUUUGAGUAAUCCAGGAGUUAUUGAUCCACAACAGGGGUUUGAUGAAUUUUUGCACUCUGCAUAUUCCUCAUUUGAUAUCAUGGAUUCAAGCUCUUAUCUUGAAAAUAGAUAUACAGAUGGUACUUGUUAUAUCUCUUUUGAGAGUUCACCUCAAUCACUUCUCAAUUCUAGAGAGGAAAAAAGGUGACUUAUACGUUAUACUGAUAUGAGAGGUUUUUAUUUUUACAUGUGCAUGAUUCGCCUGUUAUAUACGAUCAAAACAUGAAUUUAAUUUGUAUACAUCGACAAUAAAUUAAAUUGUACAGACGUGGAGUUAAAAAAGGUUGGC
Messenger RNA from Medicago truncatula (barrel medic), 2299 nucleotides. RefSeq names its product L-type lectin-domain containing receptor kinase S.4. Gene Ontology annotation, molecular function: carbohydrate binding; ATP binding; protein kinase activity. The transcript has a single exon. Gene Ontology annotation, biological process: protein phosphorylation. NCBI's taxonomy places the organism in Eukaryota, Viridiplantae, Streptophyta, Magnoliopsida, Fabales, Fabaceae. The coding region runs from base 98 to 2158 and encodes 686 amino acids. The record is from RefSeq and is a predicted model, not a curated record.